UUACUCGUGGAUGAUUUUUGAUAUUGAUAGUUGUUUUUAUUACUGUAUAUUUACUUUAUUCAUAUAUAUUUACCUUUAAUUAAUACAUAUGUUACGGUUCAUUCAUACUAAACUAUUAUUACUUUCUAUAUAAAAUGUAACCCAAGAUAGUUAACUCUAAAUUUAGUGAUAACUUUUGGUCAAAAGUACACGACCCCUCUCCUGUGCGUCGUCUCCAUUAAAUCUAAAAUUGGGGAUGGAUGGAUAAUUGAUAACCCUUACUGUAAAACUCAUAUACCAUAUUCCUGUCAUUGAACUAGAACUAGAGGUUGAAGAACAAGAAGAAUAACAUCUUAUCAUCAGGUUCAAUCCAUCUAUCUAUCUAUCAUGGUUUACGUUUUGGCUGUUAGAUCCCGACUUUUAUAUGUGACUAAUAAGCAAUUACAAUCCAUAAAUCGAAGAUUGGUAACUUCAGCAUCAAACCAAUCUACAAGGUUAUUGAAAGGGAAUAGAAAUGGUUUAAUUGGUAACACCAAGAUAAGACGCAGUAGCAGCAGUAGUAGUAGUGCUAAUAGCUCUACUGUCACUGCCAAUCCAACAUCAUCUACACAUAAUCAACAACAACAUCAAUAUCAACAACAAAGUACAGGUAGCAACAACAAACUAUUUAGAAAGAAAAAUGUAGCUUUGGUAUCUGGCAUCAUAAUAGUAGGGUCCUAUAUCACCUUCAAUCAAUCCAAUUAUUAUAAUUUAGAUACGUUACCUCCUUAUGGAACUAAUACGGGUCCAAAUGGAACUUCACCAUUUAGUACCCCUAAUUCGAAAUUAAUUCAUUCACCCAAUGCCAUUAAUGAUGCCAAAUAUUUCUCCACCUCUACAUCAUCCAUGCAUCAAAAGGAUGGUAUAAGUCAUCAACAACAUAAAGAAGGAGUGUUUUUAUUGAAUGAAGAACAAGUGAGUUCAAAAUUAAGACAAUUUGAAGAAAGUUACUUUGUUAAUCGUGGUAAAGGGAUAACAAGAUAUGAUAUUUGUCAAGUCGCAUCGAAUUCUCCUAUUGAAGAUGAUAGAGCCGAAGAAAUUGUUCAAGUACCUAUUUUACAAGAUAAUAAUAUCAAAACUUCUACCGAUUGGAUGUUUUUUGGAAUUUUCGAUGGUCAUGGAGGUUGGACUACUAGUAGUAAAUUAAGAGAUCAAUUAAUUACUUAUAUCAUUCAUGAAUUAGGAACCAUUUUCAAACCGGCUCCAAAUGAAGAAAAUUUAAGAUUUGUUCCUAAUAGUGCAACCAUAGAUCAAGCAAUUAAGAAUGGAUUUUUAAAAUUAGAUCAUGAAAUCGUUAAUAAAAACAUUGAAAAAUUAUUAAAUGAUAAUAAUAAAGCUAAAGCUGCUGAAUUAUUAAUGCCGGCAUUAUCAGGUUCAUGUGCUUUACUUUCAUUUUAUGAUACCAAUUCAAAAUUAUUAAAAGUGGCCGUAACAGGUGAUUCAAGAGCUUUAUUGGGGUCAUUUAAAGAUAAUCAUUGGACAGUAAGACAAUUAAGUAUUGAUCAGACUGGAUCAAAUCCAACUGAAGUAGCAAGAAUCAUUAGUGAACAUCCUGAUGAACCAAAAGUUAUUAGAAAUGGUAGAGUAUUAGGAAGUUUAGAACCUACAAGAGCCUUUGGUGAUUGUAGAUAUAAAUUACCGGCUGGAAUUCAAGAACGUAUUUAUAAACAAUUCUUUGGAAAAAGAUUACCAAAUCAUUUACAAUCUCCUCCUUAUGUUACAGCUGAACCGGUUAUAACUACUACCAAGAUUAAUCCUGAAAAUAAUGAUUUCUUAGUGAUGGCUUCUGAUGGAUUAUAUGAAAUGUUAACUAAUGAAGAAAUUGUUGGUUUAGUAGUUAAAUGGAUGGAAAAGGAAAAAUUAAUUAAACCUCAAACAUCAUUUUGGAAUAUCUUUGGAUCAACUGAAAAUAAAUUACCUGAAGUUUCUGAUGUUACUAAUGAUAAAUCAUCAAAGAAGCCGAUCAGAAAGACAAAACCUUCAACUGGUGCUUUCUUAUUGGAAGAUAAGAAUGUAUCGACUCAUUUAAUUAGAAAUGCAUUAUCAAAUGGUGGAUCUCGUGAACAAACCACGAUGUUAAUUUCAAUUCCAAACCCUGUAUCAAGAAGAUAUAGAGAUGAUUUAACUGUCACGGUGGUGUUUUUUGGUGAUGGUCAAACUGGUGAAAAUGAACAAGGAAAAUUAGAAAUCAAUGCUGAUGCCACGGCUGGUGGUCCAGCUGCUUCUAAGCCAAAAUUAUAAUCUCGUAAUCUCAUAAAACUUACAUAUAUAGUCAAAACAUACUCUUUAUUUAUCGUCAUCACUCUUACAGUUUCUUUUUUUAUUAUAUCUAUUCACAUGUUAAUGGUUCGUUUAAGUCAUUGACAUAUAUCUUAUUUAUAUAACAUAAAAAAUACCUAGAUUCUUAUUCCGUAUUCCUACUUUUGCCAA
Molecule: messenger RNA, 2448 nt
Organism: Scheffersomyces coipomensis
Lineage: Eukaryota; Fungi; Ascomycota; Pichiomycetes; Serinales; Debaryomycetaceae
Gene: PTC5
Product: type 2C protein phosphatase
Exons: 1
Coding region: 367-2259 (630 amino acids)
Biological process (GO): protein dephosphorylation
Cellular component (GO): mitochondrion
Molecular function (GO): [pyruvate dehydrogenase (acetyl-transferring)]-phosphatase activity; cation binding
Source: RefSeq, a predicted model, not a curated record